CUGCAUUACAUGACACCGAUGAAUUCCCCCGCCACCCAAACCCUGAUCUUGGUUCUUGGUAUAAAACAUUGUAUAUAGCCAACGAAGCUUCACACGUCCAAUUCAUUCCCUAUUCCAGAUGGCUCUCAACACUUUCUUCUUCUUCCUUUUCCUGUCUCUCUUCUUCACCCCUAUCGUCCGAUCUUCCGAGGAUGACUGCGUUUACACGGUCUACAUUCGGACGGGAUCGGUCAUAAAGGGCGGGACGGACUCGAUCAUCAGCGUCCGCCUGUACGACAAGUACGGAGACUACAUUGGGAUCAAGAACCUGGAGGCCUGGGGGGGACUGAUGGAGCCUGGACACAACUACUUCGAGAGAGGCAAUCUGGACAUCUUCAGCGGGAGGGCGCCGUGCCUACCCGCCCCGAUCUGCGCGAUCAACCUGACUUCCGACGGGUCGGGUCCUAACCAUGGAUGGUAUGUCAACUACUUCGAGGUGACGGCAACGGGGGCCCACAUAAAGUGCAAGCAGCAGCAGUUCACGGUGGAGCAGUGGCUGGCUCUCGAUACGGCGCCGUACGAGCUCACCGCCAUCAGGAAUUACUGCCCCUCCGUAAACGACAAGCCUCGCGGUUCCCUCAAGUCUACCGUGUAACCAACCAGUAAGGGAACUUGUGUCGUUUUGGUCCGUCCCUUUAUUAUUAUUUUUGUUUUUUAAAUAAAUCUAUGAGCUUUUUUUCCCUAAUCUGUGUGGGGUCGGAUCCAAGUUUCGGUGGGGAUGUAUUUAUUGCAAUAUUUAGAACUCGUUUGGAUUCGUAAGUGAUCUCAGCUCAUCUCAACUCAUCUCACUAUUAUUCAGCAAUUUUAACUCAUAAAUCUCACUAUUAUUCACAACUCAUCUCAUUACUAUUCACAAUUCAUCUCAACUCAUCUCAAAUCAUCUUAAGUCAUCUUCGAAUCCAAACGUCUCCUUAGAGUUUGUCGUGGCUGUCUUAAAUUAAUGGGUAUGGUUUGAUUAUAGAUUAAAUAAAGGGCCAAACUGAUUAAUAUA
This is a messenger RNA of Juglans regia (Persian walnut), 1030 nucleotides long. Its product is annotated as PLAT domain-containing protein 2-like. Gene Ontology annotation, molecular function: protein binding. Lineage: Eukaryota; Viridiplantae; Streptophyta; Magnoliopsida; Fagales; Juglandaceae. The transcript has 2 exons. The coding region runs from base 119 to 634 and encodes 171 amino acids. The record is from RefSeq and is a predicted model, not a curated record.